AUGCCCAUCCCCAGCAAACACCCCAACAUCGGCCGCUCGCAGAGCUGGGACGCUGCCGGAUGGUACGAAGGGAACUGGGAGAGCGAGAACGCCUUCGAGUACCAAAGGCCGCCGGGCCGCAGGAGCUCCCUGACCUAUGGCGGUGAGGGCGGCUGGUAUGAGCCUCUGCGAGUGAACGAUAUCAUCUUGCAGGGCGGCGCGGAGCUGAAGCAAGAGGCGUACCCGUACCAGGAUGCCGCCUUCGCCCCGGGGCCCCUCAGGAAGGGCUCCGUCCCUGACUUCACCUACUGUGACCGGCAGGCUGUCAUGGCGGGCCGCGGCUCCCUGCCGCCUCAGGAUUACUACAGCGACCCGUCGCUGGCAGCAAGAUCGCCCAAGGACCCUCGCUACUACCGCGACCACGCCAUGAGCAGGCCAUUGGUGAACUAUGGGGCGCCUGGCAGCCGGCUGUCCUGGGACCAGGCUCCGGGGCGCCCGCCUGCCCCGCCAGAUGCCACUCGCCUCUACAGGGACCCCAAGCUGGCCCUGGACGGGCAGCGGCUGCGUGGCAGAGAUGUCUCCCCCGCACGGUAUGGCACGGAGCCCCCUGGCCCACGGUACGCAGCGGAGCCCCCUGCCUUCCCCAGCAGGCAGGCCUACGGCGACGGGGCGGAGCGGCCCCCCGAGCCCGCGGGGACCAGGCAGGCAGCCCCCACCUGCCUCGUGGUCGACCCCACCGGCAGCAGCGGCAGCAGCUACGGGCCAGGCCGGGAGAGCGCUGGUGCUAAGGGCCCCUACGACGGCUACGAGGCGGCCGUGGUAAGCUCUUCCCACCCGCCAGUGCCCCCCACCUUCCCAGGGCCGGAGGGGAAGAGGAGCUUUGACCCCGAAUUCGUGGCGCUGCUGCGCGCGGAAGGCGUCUCGGAGAGCACCUUCGCCGCCCUGCUGCAGCAGGGCUUCGACUCCCCAAACCUGCUGGCCAUGAUGGAGGAGAACGACAUCAAGUCCGUGGCUCCAAACCUGGGGCAGGCCCGCGUGCUGUCCCGCAUCGCCCACAACUACAAGGCAGAAAUGCAGCUGCAGAGGCAGGAGCGCAGGAGCGGGGCGCUGCGCCCCAGGACCCGCUCCAACAGCUUCAGCCACCGCAGCGAGCUUCCAGGUGACUACGGGGUACCCCUGGGCGCGGGGCCCACCGCAGACGGCCUUCCCGCCCCACAACCCCCGCCUCCGCUGCAGCCCGUCUCCCCCAGAGCCGGAGAGAUGCACCGCCGGCCGUCCAGCGCCCCGACCCAGCACCUGCUGGAGACCACCGCCUACCCUGCCUCGGCGGGGGCUCCUCCGGGGCCGCACUUCCUCCCCGGCUCUGGAUACAACACCCCCCUGCCUUGCAACACGCAUCCGCGCCCAGCCUCCGCCUACUCUGCUCCCGCCGGCAUGCCCGUGACCGCGGCCAACCCGCACGCCAGCCCCAAAACGGCCUACCCCACCACCUACACUGUCCCCAUGGAGCUGAUGAAGAGGGAGCGGACGGCGGCAGCGUCGCCGGCUCCCAGCCCGCAUGGCAGCCCGCAGCUCCUGCGCCGGCCGGCAGCGCCGGGGGACGGCAGCCUGGCACCCACCGGAUCCACGUUCCCCGCGCAGCUCUCCCCGUACCCGAAGCUCAGCAGGCGCACAGGGCCCCCCGUCAUCGUCUCCACCAUGGCAUCACCUGAACCAAGUAUCCGGCCGCAGAUCAUGAACGGCCCCAUGCACCCCCGGCCCCUGGUGGCACUGCUGGACGGCAGGGACUGCACCGUGGAGAUGCCCAUCCUCAAGGACCUGGCCACGGUCGCCUUCUGUGAUGCACAAUCAACUCAGGAGAUUCACGAGAAGGUGCUGAACGAGGCGGUGGGGGCCAUGAUGUACCACACCAUCACGCUGACACGGGAGGACCUGGAGAAGUUCAAGGCCUUGCGGGUCAUUGUUCGAAUAGGCAGCGGCUACGACAACAUCGACAUCAAAGCUGCGGGGGAGCUCGGGAUCGCCGUCUGCAACAUCCCGUCGGCCGCCGUGGAGGAGACGGCCGACUCCACCGUCUGCCACGUGCUCAACCUGUACCGCCGCAACACGUGGCUGUACCAGGCGCUGCGGGAGGGCACGAGGGUGCAGAGCGUGGAGCAGAUCCGGGAGGUGGCCUCGGGGGCCGCCCGCAUCCGCGGCGAGACGCUCGGCCUCAUCGGCUUCGGUCGCACUGCGCAGGCGGUCGCCGUCCGAGCCAAGGCCUUCGGCUUCAACGUCAUAUUCUAUGACCCGUACCUACAGGAUGGGAUCGAGAGGUCGCUGGGGGUGCAGCGGGUCUACACGCUGCAGGACCUGCUCUACCAGAGCGACUGUGUCUCGUUGCACUGUAACCUGAAUGAACACAACCACCACCUCAUCAACGACUUCACGAUCAAGCAGAUGAGGCAGGGAGCGUUCCUGGUGAACACGGCGCGCGGGGGGCUGGUGGACGAGAAGGCCUUAACUCAAGCCCUGAAGGAGGGACGGAUACGAGGGGCCGCGCUCGACGUGCACGAGUCGGAACCGUUCAGCUUUGCUCAAGGCCCGUUGAAAGAUGCUCCCAAUUUAAUCUGUACCCCGCACACAGCCUGGUACAGCGAGCAGGCGUCGCUGGAGAUGAGGGAAGCCGCUGCCACCGAGAUCCGGCGUGCCAUCACAGGCCGCAUCCCAGAGAGCCUCCGGAACUGCGUCAAUAAGGAAUUCUUUGUCACGACGGCCCCGUGGUCAGUAAUAGAUCAGCAGGCGAUUCAUCCGGAGCUCAAUGGUGCCACGUACAGGUACCCCCCUGGGAUGGUGAGUGUGGCCCCAGGGGGCAUUCCAGCAGCGAUGGAGGGCAUCCUGCCUGGAGGCAUCCCCGUCACUCACACCCUCCCCACCGUGGCACACCCGUCCCAGGCGCCGUCUCCCAACCAGCCCACCAAACACGGCGACAACAGGGAACACCCCAACGAGCAAUAGCAGAGAAUCUCAACCCCCUUCUAUACACUUGGGACCAAGAGACAUUGGAAAAGAAGUUAUACAUGAACUGAAAAAGGAUUGAAAAAAGCAAGGCAAGCAGCAUUUGUAGGAGAUUCGUACGGUUGGACUUGGACAGACGCAUCAUUGGUGUUCCAGUGUCAUCCCACGGCCAAGGCCGCCCAGGCUGCGGAGAAGCGCUGAAGGAGGCAGCUGCUUACUGAAAACGAGGAUGUGACGAGACAUUCAUGAGCAACUUCUGGUAGUGUGUGUUAAGUUUCCUUCAUCUGUGCAUCAAAUCACCCCAGUCAAGAUGUUGUUUCCCCUCGGUUCCUGGGGAAGGACGGGGCUGCUGCACCUGUGGGCGAAGCGCUGCCUCCCGCCCUGCUGACAGAGUGAACCUGGGACCGCACCAGCAGCCCACGGGGUGGCUGCAGCCCUUUCCUGACCCUGGGUCUGGGUCUCUUCUGAUGGGAGGCACCAGUUCUGGCUUAGAAGAAGAUAACACCAACGCUCCUCGUUGCAGUCUCCCAGGGCCAGUGACGUGUGAACACAAGCUCUGCUGCCGGGGUUAAGCUGUAGCCAGCCAUCCCAGCCGGGAUCCGGGGGCUGGGGAGGGCACAAAGGGCCCGGCUCCUCCCUGCCCCAGUACACUGAAUAAAGUAGCUGUGCAUUCACCUCCACCCUGCAAUGAUGCAAGAGAGAAAAAGACCAAAAAAAGUUUAAAAAAGGUAAAAAAGAAGGAAAAAGAAGAAGUAUGAAGUUUCACACACUAUUUGUACUCAAAUAUAUUUUCUCAGUUUUAAAUCUGCAGCUAUUUUAUCAAGCAGGAAAGAGAGAAGUCUUGAGCUGGAAAGGGUUCAAGAAUAAUGUUGCAUUUCCUUAUGUCUCAGGAAACACUUUUUAUGGUAAACUUGUCAGACUGUCUAUGAACAAACCCCACUUUUUUUAGCCGUUGAUAAAAGAAAAAAGAAGUCUCCUUUUCUUCACGUGCUAUUUUAUACAAGAACACUUCAGAAACGUGUUAUUAGCUGUGACUGAUUUUAACAGAUCCUGUUAGAUUUGUAUCAACUAGUUACAUGUUAUAUUCAUAGUCUUUUGUGAAUCAUCAUGAGCCUUUUUUGUUUGGGGAGAGAGGGCCUGUUUGGAGCCUUUGUAUGGGUACCUUCCUGUUUCUGUGACAAACAAACACAAGAGAGAAAAAGCUGUCCCAACCAGACAAAACAAAAAGCAACCACCCCACGGCUAUCAGCAGUAUGUUUUGUUUUAGUGUGUUACCGUUCCUGUAUUUGUUUAUGUAAAGGUGGACAUUUAGAGUUCAGUGCGGUUUUCAAUAAAAAGUGAUACAGUUUCUGUAA
Molecule: messenger RNA, 4331 nt
Organism: Colius striatus (speckled mousebird)
Lineage: Eukaryota; Metazoa; Chordata; Aves; Coliiformes; Coliidae
Gene: CTBP2
Product: C-terminal binding protein 2
Exons: 9
Coding region: 1-2976 (991 amino acids)
Molecular function (GO): oxidoreductase activity, acting on the CH-OH group of donors, NAD or NADP as acceptor; NAD binding; transcription corepressor activity
Source: RefSeq, a predicted model, not a curated record